GAAAUUUAAAUAUUUUUAAAGGUGCUUCAGUUGACAUAUCGAGGUUGGAUGUUAUUCUGGUUUAACCCAGUAUUUGGCUAGUUGUUAUUUAUUGAUCAUUUUCAGUUUGUGCUGUAAACUUUCUGAACGAACGCGCUAAAUAAACAUUAGUUUUGGUUUGGUGUAACUUAACGGCAGAAAACUGGUCGAUGAUUGUUUAUCAGAGAAACUGACAUCUAGCGGCAGAAGGAGUCAUUGCAGUUUUAUCAGUGGUAAAAAAAAAUAUUUGAAUAAACAAUGAAGCUCCUGGAAAACUCAAGUUUUGAGGCCAUUAACAGUCUGCUCACAAUUGAAACUGGAGACUGUAAGAUAAUUGGGCGCAUUGAGAGCUACUCCUGUAAGAUGGCAGGUGAUGACAAGCAGAUGUUCAAGCAGUUUUGUCAGGAGGGGCAACCGCAUGUGUUGGAGGCUUUGUCUCCUCCACAGAGCUCUGGAAUCAGCCCUAACAAACUGAGUCAUAGUUUGGAUGAUGGGGAAGGUCCUCUCUCAGACAAGUGCAGCAGAAAGACGCUCUUUUACCUGAUCGCAACGCUUAAUGAAUCUUUCCGGCCGGACUACGACUUCAGUCGCACCAAAGGCCAUGAUUUCAGCAAAGAGCCCAGUGUUAAUUGGGUGUUUAAUGCAGUAAACAGCAGUUUGUCUGCUGCUGCUGGUGAAGCGUACAGUCAUCUACAGCCUCAGUUAUGGGAAGCCCUGGACAAGGAGAUCAGCCUUGCUGAAUGUGACAUAUACAGUUACAAUCCAGACCUGGAUUCAGACCCAUAUGGGGAAGAAGGCAACCUGUGGUCCUUCAACUACUUCUUUUAUAACAAAAGACUGAAGAGGAUCGUGUUCUUCACGUGCCGAUCUGUCAGUCUCUUCAUGGCUCCACGUGACUCUGGCAUCGGCACUGAGCUGGAUCUGGAGUUGGAUGAGGGCAGCUAUGAAGAAGAGGAGGAGGGAAACAUGGAUGAAGAGAGGUAUGGUGCUCUGUGUGCCUGAUGAAGCCCUCAUCUCUCACUGUCCUCUGAAGCCAGCAAACUCUUGCCUGAGUUUUAAUGCCUGUCCUCCUACUCUGUUUCUUAUGUUUUUGUUUGUUUGUUUGUUUUUAACCUGAUAAAUGUUGUAUUGAAGAGAUUUUCAAGUGCACUCCAACAAACUUUUUUUUUUUUUACUUUUUUGUGUGUUACUUUUCAUUACAUUCAAUACUUUUUUUCCUCUGACAUUUGUCUGAAGCUUGAUAUGUUGUAAUACUUUGUGUUUUUUAUUUUAUUUCCAAAGAGGUCUUUUAAAAUUUGUCUUUAAGUGUUUCUAUGCAGUUUAGGUUUUAUUUCAAAGCUUUUUUGAACCAUUUAUUUAUUCAUGCUCAUAAUUUUACUGGUUUUAUGGCCUCAUAAAGGUUACAGCAGUAUUUCCACUAGGUGGCGUCUUUUAACAUUUUGUUUUCUCCCAUUGCUGUGUACUCUACACUGAUCUGUUUUUUUAAACGUCUUUAAAGCAUUUUGAGUAUUUUAUUGAAUUAUAUGACGUCACAUUCACUCAUUUUAUUUGCAUUUUCGUGUUUUUAAGCCUACACCUUUCUCCCUUUAUUAUAAUGAUAGUUCACUGUGGAGCCAGAUCAGUCUCAAAUAUAAUACAUUUACAAAAUAUAACUCCUAUAUCCACAACAUGAUUCACAUUUACAAAAUCCAAUUCAUAAGUUAAAAACACGAUUCAUGAAUACACAAGUCAAAGUUGUAAAUUCAAAACAAUUUUCAUAAGUACACAUAUCCAAUUCGCAAAUUCAAAGCACAAUUCAUAAAUACACAAAUAUUUGUAAAUUCAAAACACAAUUUAACCAUACAGCAAUCCAAUGCUCAUGUCCAAAACAUGAUUUAUAAAUACAAAAAUCCAAUUCACAAAUUCAAAACAUGAUUCAUAAAUACCUAAAUCCAGUUCGUAAAUUCAAAAAACAAUUUAACAGUACAUAUCCAAUUCGUAAGUUAAAAACACGAUUCAUAAAUGCCCAAAUCUAGUUUAUCUGACAAAAAUAUUUAUGAUUUCACAAACUGAAUUCAGGAAUUGUUUGAUGUAUUUAUGAACUGUUUUAAAUUUACUAAUUGUAUUUGGUAAAUGUGAAUGUGCUGUGCAUGUAUGAGUUUUAGUUUGUAAGUGUAUUAUUUCUGAGACUGAUCUGGCUCCAUAGUUCACACACAAAAAUUAUUUUCUUACCUUCAAAAAUUCCAAAUAUUCAUGUUUGUUUGAUUUCUGUUGAAUACAAAAGAGAGUAUUUUGAUGUCGGAAACGAAUAGCUAUGGGCAUUGAUAGUAGAAAAUAAUUACAUUGGAAGUCAAUAGGUACCAUUUUCCAACAUUCUUCAAAAUAUUCUCUUUUGUGUUCAAAGAGAAACAAACUAAAACUGGUUUGAAACAAGUAGACUAAAGAAUGACAGAAUUGUCAUGUAUGGAUGAGCUUUCCCAUUAUUGACGAAGUUAAUAGAUUAGUGUAUGUUUGAUUUUAGGCCUUGACACAUUUUCCUGCACCUUUCUUGCCUCAGGAAAAAAAAAGAACUAUAUAAACAACUUACAUCAGCAUAAACAUGAAGUAGUGGCUUUAUUGAGUCAUUGACUUAUGGGUCAAUUUCUCUGUUAGGUUCACCCGCAAAGCUAAUAAAUAUGUUCAAGGAAAACUAUGAUGGGUCUGUGUAGAUCAGUUUUCCUAAAGCUUUGUGUGGUCUCUAACCUGAAUUCAGCUUUUUUGAUAUGUUUGUGGUGAAUUCUUUGGCAAAUUUAACUCUUCAUAUUCUUUGCUGAUGUGUUUAUAUGCUAACAUGGUGACCGUGGAAAGAUAUUAGAUAACUUUAAGAAUGAGUGUCGGUGGCAGUUACUGAAUUUUAUGACAUCCUCUUUGACAUUGUAUAGAUUGAUAUUAAAGAUGUUUGUCUGAGCUGUUGCUUAGUCGCUCUAUUGUGGCUUGAUUCACAUUUGCUCAAGACGGGCACUAGUUUUAUAUGGUCCACUCUUAUGUAUUGGGGCAUUCUUGAAGAUUUGGCCGCAGUUGUUUUGAAGUCAGUUUUAUGUUUGACUGUUGACUCAUCUAUGUUAAGAAUUUCAAUCUAUUCCAGAGUCGUGGCACUAUAAGAACAAGAUUUACGCUUGUUUUAAGAUCUAAGAGUGAAGUGUGGGCCUAUUUAUGUUGGUAAUAAAAAAAAUGCAAGGACAAGCCCUAUUGGAUGCAGAUUUGUGUGUUAAUGAAACGUAAACAUUUUCUUCUUGGCAGCUUAACAUGUUUUUAUGACUUUGCUUUCGAUGAGCCUUUUCAUUAUUUCCAAAAUGCUGUGUCAAAUAAAUAUCUACUGAUCUAA
Danio rerio (zebrafish) is the source of this 3361-nucleotide messenger RNA. RefSeq names its product MAF1 homolog, negative regulator of RNA polymerase III a (gene maf1a). NCBI's taxonomy places the organism in Eukaryota, Metazoa, Chordata, Actinopteri, Cypriniformes, Danionidae. The record is from RefSeq and is marked provisional. Gene Ontology annotation, cellular component: nucleus; cytoplasm. Gene Ontology annotation, biological process: negative regulation of transcription by RNA polymerase III.